AUGACUCCUCAGUGGAAUCCUCUCAGCGAAAUGCCCGACUUGCGCGGCAAGGUUGCCGUUGUAACGGGAGGAAAUAGCGAUAUUGGCCGCGAAGUAGUGAGGCUCCUCGCCUGGAAGGGGGCGAAGGUCUACUUUACCACGCGGUCCGAGGCCAAGGCGCUCGAGGCGCGGAAACGCAUCCAGGAUGCCUACCCAGACAUCGAGCCGGACAACUUGCAGUAUAUGACGCUGGACGUGGCCGACCUACGGAGCAUAACCUCCGUCGCCGAUAAGCUGAUGGAGAAGGAGAGAAAGGUUGACGUAUUGGUUCAUGCUGCCGCCGCAGGGACAACCUCCACUGAUCCCGUGGGACCUGGGUGGGAGGUUCACAUGGCCACCAACUUGAUCGGACCCUUCGUCUUCACGAACCGCCUCCUCCCCCUCCUCAAGAACGCCGUCAGGGAGCCCGGCUCCGACGUCCGCGUCGUGACGAUGAGCUCAAGCGCCCAGACGGCCAUGGUCCCGUCCAGCUACAAGUUCCGCUUCACCACCGCCGACUUCCUCCGCAACCCGGUCCCCUCGCCGCCGUGGCAGUGGCGCUACCUCGGCCGCUUCAUCUUCGGCUUCGACACGACGCGAUACGGCGUCUCCAAGGCCGCCAACGCCAUCUUCGCCCAGGAGCUCCAGCGGCGGUUGGACGAGCAGAAGCUGCCGAUCGUGUCGCUGGCGGUCCAUCCGGGCGAGGUCGCCACCGCCGGCGUCGACAGAAUUAACACGGCCCUGGUAAGGGCGAUCUCGCACUUGAUGUUUGUAUCGCCGGAGCAGGGCGCGGCGACCCCCGUUUUCGCCGCCGUAGCGAAGGAAGUCCGUCAGGAUCCGCUCAAGUACAACGGCAAGUUUGUCUUUCCCGUCGGCGCUCUGGGGCAGCCCAACGCGGUCGCCUCGGACGAAAAGCAAGUUCAGGGUCUGUGGCAAAACACGACGGCGGAGGUGAACAAGCACCUGCAGGCUGAAGGGCUCCCUCUUCUGAGUCCGUGGUAG
Molecule: messenger RNA, 1020 nt
Organism: Colletotrichum destructivum
Lineage: Eukaryota; Fungi; Ascomycota; Sordariomycetes; Glomerellales; Glomerellaceae
Product: Putative short-chain dehydrogenase/reductase SDR, NAD(P)-binding domain superfamily
Exons: 4
Coding region: 1-1020 (339 amino acids)
Source: RefSeq, a predicted model, not a curated record